Messenger RNA from Thlaspi arvense, 1935 nucleotides. The record is from the annotation of a GenBank genome assembly. NCBI's taxonomy places the organism in Eukaryota, Viridiplantae, Streptophyta, Magnoliopsida, Brassicales, Brassicaceae.
AAUAUAAUGAACGGAGCAUCGUGGGCUGACCAGUGGGACAACAGCGGCGACGGCGCCGUCGUUAGAAGCGGCGGAGGAGGAGCUGUGUCGAACUCGAACACGGGUAAGUACAAGGAGAAAUUGGGACAUGGACUAGACAAGACCAAAGCCGUGGCUUCUUCUGGUUUUAAGAAGCUCAAGACUGGUUCUGCCUUGGGUUUUCGUUGGGUCAAGGACAACUUCGUUGAUUUGAUUGUUUUGUGUACUUAUGAAACCCUAAUUAUCGGCGACGGAAAGGAGGAGAGGAAGAUGGCGAUAGAGAUGCCAAGAGGUUUACCCUUUUCCGUCGACACUUUCGGACCUUACACGACGACGACGAAGAAGAUGAAGAGACAUCAUUUCUUGACUCACGCUCACAAAGACCACACCGUCGGGAUUUCUCCUUCCAACAUCGUCUUCCCCAUUUACUCUACUCCCCUCACGAUUUCUCUUCUUCUCCAACGUCACCCUCAGCUUGAUGAGUCUUUCUUCGUGGGGAUUGAAAUUGGGCAAUCAGUGGUUGUUGAUGAUCCAGAUGGAGAGUUUAAGGUUACUGCUUUUGAUGCGAAUCACUGUCCUGGAGCGGUCAUGUUCUUGUUUGAAGGCAGCUUCGGUAACAUACUUCACACUGGUGAUUGUAGGCUUACACGGGAUUGCCUUCUGAGUCUACCUGAGAAGCAUGUGGCGAGACAUGGCGAGGAGGCACCAGAAUGCUGUCUCGAUUACAUUUUCUUGGACUGCACAUUCGGCAAAUCCUCUCAGAGGUUUCCGACUAAGCACUCGGCAAUAAGACAGAUCAUCAGCUGCAUAUGGAGCCACCCAGAUGCACCAGUCGUCUAUCUUGCUUGUGAUAUGUUGGGCCAAGAGGAUAUUCUGUUAGAAGUUUCCAGAACGUUUGGCUCCAAGAUUUUCGUCGACAAAGCUACAAACUUGGAGUGCUACAGAUCGUUGAUGGUUAUAGUUCCUGACAUUGUCUCUGAGGAUCCUUCGUCCCGGUUCCACAUAUUCAGUGGGUUACCUAAGCUGUACGAAAGAGCAAGUGCUAAACUUGCUGAGGCGGGAUCGAAACUUCAGGGUGAACCUCUCAUCAUCCGCCCUUCAGCUCAGUGGUACGUUUGCGAUGAUGAAGACUACUUCGAAAGUGGAAGCCAGACUCAAAAGCAGAGGAAAGUUGUUAGGUUUAGUGAAGCUGUGAGGGAUGAGUUUGGUAUUUGGCAUGUGUGUUACUCGAUGCAUUCGUCCCGAGAAGAACUGGAAUCAGCGAUGAAGCUUCUUUCUCCGAAGUGGGUUGUAUCAACAGUUCCUUCUUGUAGAGCCAUGGAAUUGGACUAUGUGAAGAAAAACUGUUUUAUCAGUCGGUUCUCUUCUGACGAUCCUUUCUGGAAACUUCUAGACAUCGACAUGGGAGUUCCACCUGUUGCUGCAACUGACACUCACACAGUAACUCUUGGUUGCUGUCUCGUGAGUGAAGGACUUGCUCUGGAUUCUGCAAAUUCCAAGAUGGAGCCUGUAAUCGAAUCCUCUAGCAUAAAGAAGCAGCUUCUGAGUUUAUCCCCUGAAAAAAUCCUUCUUCCUGUAACUCUGUUUGGGAAGGCAAGGCUAAGUUCUCAGGUAUCUGAUCAACUUCACGAGGGAAAAGCCAUAUACACUCGAUGCGUAUACACAGAAACCUCGCCGGGAUUAGAAAAGUUGAAUAUGGAGGAGGUAGUUGAGUCCUUUACCAAGGAAGAAACAAUGGAGAAGGGAUCUUCUUGUAGAAGAAUUUGUUCUCAUUCGUCAAAGGAGACUUGCAAAGAUCUUAGUGGUGAAUUGAGAAAGCUAUACAGAUCAAUGAACGCACCUGUGCCUCGGCCUCUACCAUCAUUAAUGGAGCUUAUGAACGCUAGGAAACGCUCUCGGAAAUACUUGAGUUUGUAG